This is a messenger RNA of Lampris incognitus (smalleye Pacific opah), 1239 nucleotides long. It is a transcript of the gene faxca, whose product is annotated as failed axon connections homolog, metaxin like GST domain containing a. Gene Ontology annotation, cellular component: cytoplasm. The transcript is spliced from 6 exons. Bases 1 to 1239 code for a protein of 412 amino acids. NCBI's taxonomy places the organism in Eukaryota, Metazoa, Chordata, Actinopteri, Lampriformes, Lampridae. The record is from RefSeq and is a predicted model, not a curated record.
AUGUACUGGCGCGUCGGGUUCGCAUGGACGCGGUCGUGUGCGGUUGAUCUGGGCCGGAACCGGAGCUGCUCCUUCUCCUCCUCCUCAUUCGGCCUGUUCGGCUCCGAUGAGCAGCUUUCGUUUUAUGGGUACAUCGUCGCCUAUCCACUGCAGGACUACGGCGGGAUCAUGUCGGCUCUGGGCUCCGACUCGUGGUGGCGGAAGACGCUGUAUCUGACCGGCGGAGCCCUGCUGGCCGCCGCCGCCUAUCUGCUCCAUGAGCUGCUCGUCAUCAGGAAAGAAGAAGAGCUGGACUCUAAGGAUGCCAUCAUACUUCACCAGUUUUCCAGGCCAAAGACUGGUGCCCCAUCCCUGUCCCCGUUCUGCCUCAAAAUGGAGACCUACCUCCGCAUGGUUGACCUGCCCUACCAGAACUACUUUGAUGGGAAACUAUCACCGCAGGGGAAAAUGCCAUGGAUUGAGUACAACCGGGAGCAGGUGUGUGGCACUGAGUUCAUCAUCGACUUCCUGGAGGAGCAGCUCGGCGUGAGUCUCAACAAAAGCCUGACGCCGCACGAGAAGGCCGUGUCCCGCGCCAUCACCAAGAUGGUGGAGGAGCACUUCUACUGGACCAUCGCUUACUGUCAGUGGGUGGACAACCUGGAGGAGACGCAGAAGAUGUUGUCAGUGAGCGGGCCGCUGAGUGACCUUCUCAAGUGGAUCCUGAGUCACCUGACUGGUGGGAUCGUCAAGCGGGAGAUGUAUGGCCACGGGAUUGGACGGUUCUCAAAGGAGCAAGUCUAUGCCUUGAUGGAGAAGGACAUGCGCACACUGGCCACUCUGCUAGGUGAUAAGAAGUACCUGAUGGGCUCUAAAGUCUCCACAGUGGAUGCUGCAGUGUUCAGUCACCUGGCCCCUGCCAUGUGGACGCUACCAGGAACACGGCCCGAGCAGCUCAUUAAAGGCGAGCUGAUCAACCUGGCCAUGUACUGUGAGCGGAUUCGCCGACGGUUCUGGCCUGAGUGGUUUGUGGACUUGGAGGAUUUCUGUUACGACACCACAGAGGACAGCUACUCGGCCUCUAAGCUCCCUGAUUUGGGCCUUUACUCCCGCACGGACACGUUCCAGAAUGACACACACACACCGCACACUCACACGCCCGUGGACCCGCCAUCGCCUGACAGCGACCGCACGGGCCAAUCGCUGUACGACUCAGACAUGGACACAGAGUGCUCUGAAAUUGAGCCGCUCAAGUGUUGA